Molecule: messenger RNA, 5702 nt
Organism: Styela clava
Lineage: Eukaryota; Metazoa; Chordata; Ascidiacea; Stolidobranchia; Styelidae
Product: pleckstrin homology-like domain family B member 2
Source: RefSeq, a predicted model, not a curated record
UCAGGAAUUUUUUUUAUGUUAAAGAGGUUAAGUGUAAACAUAGUACGAUAAUAUUUACAACUAUUUUAACGGGAAUAUUCAUGUUAUGUGAACUGAAAAACUCUGGAAACUGAGCUGAAAACUAUGAUGCUGGCAACAUCUCCAAUUUGUAUAGGUAAAGACAUUUCUAAAGAUUCCCAACGAGAAUGCAUGACCGCCGAUUUUGAAAAUGAAUGUUGGGAUGACAUCAUUGCAUCACUUGAUCAAGUUAGUGAAGCAAUUACGCUGGAGGCGCGAAAUUACAAAUGUACAGGUGUGUUAUCUAGCGACAAUGAUGUAAAAGAUGACAAGACAACGUUGACUAAACCACCAACUGCAUCUGAUUAUCGCGAGAAAUCUCUGUGUCCAUUCAGUCCCACUGGUUCAGUCUAUGAUAACUUGAGUCCAACUAAACCAGAGUUUGCAAAAUCAUCGGAAUCUGAAAUUUUAUUUGAUCCAGUGUUGACUUCAUCCCAACUACCUGCACCACAAAGCCACGAACAAGAUAUAGAUGGACCACAAGACAGACUGAGCGAGAUCUUGCAUACAUCAAAUGUACUCAGCGAGCAUGAAAGACAAUCGAAUCAACUUGAUGACAAUUCACCACCAAGUCCUAUCAGUUUAAAUUCAGCAGUUGAGGCUGAUCGUAAAUUAGGCCUUGAGCUUGUUAAUGGUCACGAGACAACAGAACCAAUGAGUUUUAAGGCAGCGUCUCCUCCAUAUCAGAAUGGAAAUCUUCAACAAGCAUUUCUCCAAUCACCAAGGAAAUUUCGAAGUUAUUCUGAAAAUCAAGGACAUUUCAGUAGCGUUCCACCAGCGCUUCCCGCUAAAACAACUUCAAAAUUAAAACCUGUUACUGUGAAUCACAGUGGCGGAUGUAGAGUGCUGUUAAGUCCUGAUAUUCAACCUAAAACAUUUCAAUAUGCUAAUAAUCACGGAAAUGAACUUUCUCCAGUUAAACCUUUUACUAGUCCAACACACGAACAUUUACCCAAACCUAAGUUUUUACCCAAAUCUUCGCCUCCGUAUUUUGCAUAUCCAUCACAGACUAGUCCUUCAUCAUAUAUAAAAGCUGCUUCACCGCCAUUAUCUUUAACUUAUUCAUCAUUAUCUGCUGCUCCUAAACCAAAUACAAAAGCUGCUUUUCAACCCGACAAUCAUAUUGAAUCGAACAUCAACAAUAACAACGGUGAUCAUAGAAUCUUCGAGAAUCAAGAAGAAGAUUCAGUUAUGGUACCAAGUGGACUUGUAAGUUCAAGAAUUGCAAGGUUUUCUAGCAGUAGCAAAUUGAAGACAAACAAUCAUGAAAAUAUAGACAGAUUCAAAUCAUCUUCUGUAGAAUCUAGCUCUUCACCUUCGAUAAAGCCUUCUGGCAAUGCUGUUACCCUGACAACAUACCGCUACGAAGAUAUAAACAGCACUGGACCUUAUGAUAAUUUGGACCCAAAUAUGAAAUAUUACGAUCAUACAUCAGAACAACAGACUGCACUGCCACCUUUACCGCCAAAAGCAUAUAGAUCUGUCAAAUCCCCAAAAACGGGUACGCCAGUGAUACCCUUUAGUGAAGGGGUGACAUCUCCUCCUCCACUCUCCCCAACUUAUACAUCAAGGUCAACCAUCGUAUCUCCAGACAGAGGUCGUAGCCAGGGUAGAAGUACAAGUAUGACAACUCAAACUGUAACUUCAAAAUCAAGAUCCCUAAGUGCUCCAUCUAGUCCCCUUCUCGAUCGGAAAUUUGCAACAGGGAGAUCGCCUAGAGUGCAUAUAGAUCCAUCACAAAGAUACAAAAGAAACCUAAGUGCAAGCGCUCUCAAACAAAGAAGCCCUUCACCAUCGAGGAGUGAAUUUCUGCCUCGGACUAGACGUAGUAUAUCAGUUACUUCACUCAAUGGUGAAAAAACAGGAAUGAGGAAAGCACCAUCUGUUAAAUCUCUGAGAGAUCGUUUCGGUAGUCAGUCAUCAAUUGUAUCUGUUGAUACAGAUCUAGAAGAUGACUUGAAAUUAUUGCAUGAUGAGACUGUGAGACAGCGACGAAAAGAACAGUUUUCAGUAGUUCGGGAAAAACAAAGGCUUGAUAAGAUACUUACUAUGUGCAAAGAUUUCAUGAAUCAGUCAAAAGAAAAAGACGAAGCAUUGGAUAAAAAUAUUGAUCUGAAUAAAUUAUUGCUGGAAAUCAGUUUUCAUGGAAAAGACAUUGAACUGGGAGAUGGAAAUACAGGGCUGAACUCAACUCAACUUUUAUGUGAUACUUUUUCGGGCUCAUCUUCAAGUGAUUGUACCAGUCCAGGGAAAUCUGAAACAUCAUUAUCUGACUCACAAAGGACUUUUAGAAGAUUGAUUUCCCUGGAGAAAGAUAUUUGCAGUCAAGUGUUGCCAGGACAACAACAAUGUUCAUCACCUCCACCAUUGCCACCAAGGGAGCCAAAAUCACCAACAUCUGUACUUUCACCAAAUAAAGAAAAGAAAAUUAGAAGAGCGAGACCUGAGGAUAUUGCUGAAAUUCAACAUUUGUACGAGCAAGGAAGAGAAGAAAUGGAAAAUUUACAAAGAAAAAUAACGGAACUUGAGACACAAUUGGAUGAAUGUGUUUGUGCUUUGGAAAUGGAGAAAGCUCUCGUUGUCGGAGAACUUGAUUCUGAGAGACAACAUCUGGAAAGAGAAGAAGAAAUGUGUGAGAAAUUAAAGGAUCAAAUUAUUGAAUUAGAAGAAAAGUAUAUGAAACAAAGGGAUAUUCAAAAUAGUUUGCUUGAGAAAGAAAAGAAGAAAUUGGCAGAGUUACGUAAGAAAUUGAUGCAUUCACAAAAACAAUUGAACAAUUGUCCAGAAAGUAUAAGAGAUGUUUGGGAAGUGGAGUUGAAAAAGGAUCAACUAUUAUUAGAACAAGACAUGAAAAAUUUUGAAGACAUUGAAUUUCAAACACUGGAAAAUAUAAGUAGGAUGGAUGAAGAAAAAGAAACUAUGCAGGCUCAGUUAAUUGAUAAACAGAAGAAGUUGGGCACAGAUGUUAUGAAAAGAAAGGAAAUUGUCCAAACAUUAGAAAAACAAUUGAAUGAAUUAACAAUGCAAGAAAAAUCUGAUAAUCAAAGAUUACAUAUGAAAAGAGAUCAAGCAAUUAAAGAACUUCAACAGCAUCAGGAAGAAACUUCCUUUCUUGAGCAGAAAUAUUAUGAGCUGACAGGUAAUAAACCACCAACACCUGAUAGAGAAUCAUCAAUCCGAACUAAAUCACAAUCUACAGCAAUAUUGAAAGCAGAAAAUAAUGAAGAUAGGAUUGAUGGAAAUGAAAGAAGCCAAUCAUCUAAGGAUGAUGAUGUGUUCAAUUUGCAGUCGAAUGAUAUAAACUUGAAAUCUACCUCAAAUGCCAGUAUCUGCCAUUUUAAUAAUAAUGAAGACAAUACCAAUGAUAUAUUGCAUACCCAAGCUCUUCGGUACAAAGAUGAUUCAACUCUUGGUUUUAAACCCAAGCAAGCUUAUGGAAACACUCAGAAUUAUGCACACUCGACAUUAACUAGAUAUAAUUCAACAAAAUCGAGACAUCGUAGUAGAGGUGCCGCAUCUGCCUUAAAUUCUUCUGCCUCAUUCUCAAAAAAUUCUUCAAUGACAAGACCAUAUUAUCAAAGGUUACAAGACUCUGCUUCACAGGAUGGAAAUGCAGAUUUUAACAGGUGGAAAGGAGUAGAGACUUGUAGUAUGAGUUCAAUAGAUAGUCUUGAUACAACUAUGUCUGCUUGGUCAACUCAAACACCUGAUCAGAAAGAGAUGGAACAAAUCAAAUUGAUUGAAAAGCAACUCAUUGAAGCCAAAGCUGAGAGACAAAGACUGUUAGCAGAAGUGAAUGCAUAUGUAAAUCGUGGUCAAGAAGAGUUGAACGAUAUGGAAUACAAUAAUGAUAACAUUGCGCAAUCAUCAUCAACGUCUACCAUGGCAACUGAUGCACCAACAACAAGUGGUAGUUCGAGUCAAGAUCCAUUGUCUCCUACCACAACAUCUUCAUCUAGUCCAUCACAUGAACCAAUUACAGAAGAAGAAGUUAGAUUGAGAACAAACCCUGAACCAAGGAAACAGACCCGGCCUAUGACGAGGUAUCUUCCAGUUAGGUCAAAAAAUUUUGAUCUUCGUGAACACAUUGAAUCCUGUGGUCAUAAUCCUGAUGCAUGUCGACAUGUUUCUGUAACUGCCACUGCUUGCAGGGGUUAUUUAAUGAAGAUGGGAAGUCGAAUUAAAACAUGGAAGAAAAGAUGGUUUGUUCUCGAUCGAGCAAGAAAAAUCAUUUCAUAUUAUAAAAAUAAACAUGAAACCAAGUUGAAAGGAAUGAUUUACUUUCAAGCAGUUGAAGAUGUUUUCUUUGAUCAUUUAAAAACACAUCGGAGUCCGAACCCAUCAUUGACAUUUUGCGUUAAGUGUUACGAUCGCACAUUCACUCUUGUCGCACCAUCAGCCGAAGCAUUAAGGAUAUGGAUGGAUGUUAUUGUAACUGCAGCAGAAGGUUACACAGAAUAUAUGAAAACUUUUGAAUAGGUUUUCCCUUUUCCAAAAGUAUAUCAUAUUUCAUUCUCAAAGGAUGAAGACUGUUUCAAUGGGCGAUUAACAGGAGUGCUUUGGGAUGUGAAUUCUGAAACGGCCUCGCUGGAUUUGUAUUGCUUCAAUUUCAGUUGAGAUGAACACGAAAACUGUUCGGUAUCUCAGACCUUUACGGCGCAAUGCAAGAAAAAGAGUCCUUAUUUCUUUUCACCAGUGUUUUUAUCAUUUUUACCAUGCACUAUUGACUUACAUUUUGUUUUAUUGUGAUACUUGUUGCCGUCCUCUAUGGCGGUAUCUGCUCUGCAUUUACAAUGGUACAUAUUAAAACAUGGCUCAUGCCAUUUUUAUUUUUUGUAUAAAGUUUUUUCGAUUUUACUCUCGCUGGUUUUUAUCUUGACUCCUUCACAUAAAUUCGACACAAACGAAAAUUGCUUCUGAGACUUCGUGAGGAAUUCAUACUUUUUUUUAAUCCAUUUCCAAAUGCUGUAACCUUGUCUAUUUGACAAUUUAUUACAAUUACGAAGAGACUGUUAAACGACAAAUAUGAUAAUGAAUCUUGCAGUGAAAUAUUUAGCAUACAUUGUUGUGUCCGCUGUCCUUUUUUAGAAAGCUAUCAUGUGAAGUUUUAAUGAGUUUCUAUAUGAUCUUUCCUAUUGAAAAUCUAUUAUUUUUUUCUUGCCAUAUCAACCAAUGACAACAAUAUUAAAUAUUAACAACAUAUUGUCAUCAUUCUAAACGUGUAAGUUCAAAGUGCAGUAAAAUGAAGCUAUUUGACCAUUUUUAUCUUUGUUUUAUCAAUCAAAUAGCUAUGAAAACUUUUUAAAUUUUAAUGUGAAUAAUGCUGCUUUUAGUUUAUAUUAAAAAAAGAGUUGCAAGUUCUUUUAAUGAAAUGUUUACUGUUACAGAGAGUAUUAUUUGUCUUGAUGUGUCAUUUUUAAUCAAAAUUCAAGCAUGGGCUAUGAAUUACCGUUUUUAGGCUUCUUUCGAAGUUGGCCCAUGCUUGAUUUGUUGAUUUAUCUAACCUAUUGCUAUGAAGAACUUUUAAAGGUAUAAUAACCGCCAUUGCCUUAGUUUUAUGUGUUUUUUUAAGGUGACUACAACAUUAUUCUUCAGCAUAUUAUGCGAUGUGUUUGUUUUUGUGAAAUAAAUUUUUACCCUAAUUA